AUGAAAACACGUAGUGACGUCAUACGCCCCCGUGGACGCUGAACUGCUUUGGGCGGGCGGUUCCGAAGCCAGUCCACUUGUUGAUUCGCUCCCGGAUAGUCCAUUCGUGUUUGGAGUUCAAAGUAUCCACAAAACACCAAAAUGCCUGUCAGAAACAAGGAGCAAGAAGAAGAAGUCCUGGUUUGGAUCGCAGCUGUCCUUGGAGAGCCUUUGCCUAAGGGUGCCUACGAAGACAUUCUUAAGGAUGGCGUUAUUUUAUGUAAACUGAUAAACAAACUUGCACCUGGAUCGGUAAAGAAGAUCCAGGAACGAGGAACCAACUUUCAGCUCAUGGAAAACAUUCAAAGGUUCCAAGCGGCCAUUAAAAAGUACGGAGUUCCGGAGGAGGAAAUUUUCCAGACUGCCGAUUUGUUUGAGAGGCGUAACAUUGUACAAGUCACUCUGUGCUUGUACUCUUUGGGAAGAAUCACUCAAAAACAUCCAGAAUACAACGGCCCACAAUUAGGACCCAAGAUGGCGGAUAAAAAUGAAAGAAGUUUCACAGAAGAACAGCUUAGGGCACACAACGCCGAGCUUAACCUUCAAAUGGGCUUCAACAAGGGGGCGUCACAAUCCGGUCAUGGUGGAUUCGGCAACACCCGCCAUAUGUAAUUUAUAAUUACGUUUUUAAUUACAUGUCAACAACAUGCCAACGCCUGGGUGUUAAAGAUCAACAUCGUUUAAUAAAAUCAGUAUUUCUAAGUGUUAGCUAAUCGUAUAUCUCUAUUUUUAUAUAAGCUUUAUUAAAUAUAGCAUCAUUAAUAUUUAAUCUAGAUCGAAAUACUCAUUUUUCUAUUUCUAAUAGUGUUGUUUCACUUGGAGAAUGUUUGUAUUAUUUUGUUGUUAUUUUGUAUUAAUUUGCUAUCCUUAUGAAAGCUAGAUUUAAUGUGGUGUUUUUUUUUUUCUUGUGAAAGAUUUACAAAUUAUAGUUAGCUAAGACAUUUUUACCUGACUAAUAUAAUUUUGUACAUAUUUUAUAUUUAAUAAAAAAAGUUUUUUAC
Molecule: messenger RNA, 1040 nt
Organism: Bicyclus anynana (squinting bush brown)
Lineage: Eukaryota; Metazoa; Arthropoda; Insecta; Lepidoptera; Nymphalidae
Product: myophilin
Exons: 4
Coding region: 142-651 (169 amino acids)
Biological process (GO): actomyosin structure organization
Molecular function (GO): actin binding
Source: RefSeq, a predicted model, not a curated record